CACACCGGAAGUAAAACAUUAGCAGACAGUUCGGUAAACGCGUAAGGUAAAAAUAUUGGCUUCUGUUGUUUUAGGUUUAGUGUCCAAGUUAGCGCAGUUUGCUCUUUAUUAAGCCCAAAUCUGCUACGUCAUGAACUGUCGGGUUAGCAAGAUCCACCUUUAGACAUCUGUAGUCCUCCCCUGUCGGGAUAAUGUCUGACCGAGGCGAGCACGGCCGUGAGCCGGCCGGACUGGACGGCCUCCCGCCGCUGCACAGCAUUGCCAAAGGAGAGGUGGUGUCCGUGCAAACCUAUGGAGCCUUUGUCCGACUGCCGGGUUACAAGAAGGAAGGUUUGGUUCAUGUGAGUGAGAUGUCUGCCUCUAGAGUGGAAAACCCCUCUGAGAUCGUGGACGUUGGAGAGCGUGUGUGGAUCAAAGUCCUCGGGCGAGAGAUUCAAGGCGACAAGGUGAAGCUGUCCUUCUCCAUGAAGGCUGUAAAUCAGGGGACGGGACAGGACCUGGACCCCAACAAUGUCAUGGCAGAUCAGGAUGCGAGGCGACGCAUGAAGUUCAGAGAUCACAGCAGCAACAGGAUCACUCUGGAGGCUGUGCUCAACACAACGUGUUCAAAGUGCGGCUGCAAAGGUCACUUUACAAAGGAUUGUUUCUCCGCGCCGGGCUUGCAGUACGCCCUCGUGCCCGAAGAGGAGGACGAAGAGCCAGAGCAGCAGCAGCCAGCCGCAGUCAGACCAGCGCAGGACUCCGACAAAAAGAAGAAAAAGAAGGAAAAGAAAAUGAAGAAGAAGAAGAAGAGGGAGAGAAAGGAGUCGGACAGCGACAGCAGCAGCGAAUGCAAAUCGAAGAGGAGGCGUCAUAGCAACAGCCUCGACAGACAGGAUAAAAAAAAGAAGAAACACAAGAAACAGAAAUCACAUAAACACGACUGAGACGGCCGGAAAACCACACACACACACACACUACACACACACACGCCUCCAGUCAACCACCCAACCACUUUCAGGCUCAUGCAAAUGUUGGUAAAACAGAGCGGUAGGCUGGCAGCCAACUGAUCUGUUCAUUAUUUCUAAUUAACCACAAGCUAAUUAUAGAAAAAUCUGUUGUAAUCAAGCUGUUUUGUUUGGAU
This is a messenger RNA of Fundulus heteroclitus (mummichog), 1123 nucleotides long. It is a transcript of the gene zcchc17, whose product is annotated as zinc finger, CCHC domain containing 17. NCBI's taxonomy places the organism in Eukaryota, Metazoa, Chordata, Actinopteri, Cyprinodontiformes, Fundulidae. Gene Ontology annotation, biological process: RNA stabilization. The coding region runs from base 192 to 926 and encodes 244 amino acids. The transcript is spliced from 8 exons. The record is from RefSeq and is a predicted model, not a curated record. Gene Ontology annotation, molecular function: RNA binding; zinc ion binding.